Messenger RNA from Homarus americanus (American lobster), 1566 nucleotides. RefSeq names its product BRO1 domain-containing protein BROX-like. The record is from RefSeq and is a predicted model, not a curated record. Lineage: Eukaryota; Metazoa; Arthropoda; Malacostraca; Decapoda; Nephropidae. The coding region runs from base 46 to 1314 and encodes 422 amino acids. The transcript is spliced from 10 exons.
GCUCGGAACAGUUGGCAGCUCUGACUCACGCAGACGUAAACAAACAUGGCACAUUGGUUUCACAGGAAUCCUCUUAAAGCUACGGCUGAGGCCAAAUUUGACCUAAAAAUGGUAGCAUCUGACAGUCAGGCUCUAAAGAUAUGCAGUGACCUGCGACAAUCAAGAUUAAGACUUCUUCAACUGCUACCUGAUGCUAAUCAUGAAAUUGAUGUUGUGGAACCAGCACUCACAUUAUAUCUGUCUCUGUUGCGUGGCCUUAUAGAAGUACCAGAGGAUCAGAGCUCAGGGUGGAGCAAGCUGCGGCAUUCCAUUCGUUUUCGUUGGACUCAGUCCAUGCUAGGAAACACACCAGAGGGUCACUUUGAUGCUGUGUUCGAGUUAGUAUCGGUUCUUCAGAAUGCUGCCUUCUGGUACAUGAAGCACGCCUUCAAGAUCUCAGCUCAGGAUGAUGUAAACAUGGAUGAAGCCAAGAUAGUACAUCGUAGUCUGCGUCGUGGAGCUGGCUUACUGAAAUAUGUUCAAGAGGAAUGGGUGAACAAACUAUUAGAAACCCCGCCAGCAGGGAGUGACAGUGACCCCAGGGUCCACACAGCUUACCUCAACCAGGCCACAGCUGAGGCUCAGGAAGUAACAAUUGCCAGAGCCAUAGAAUUGAAGCACAAUCCUGGACUCGUAUCUGCUCUUGCAAACGAGACUUCCAAAAUGUUCACAACAGCUGCAGAUGCGAUCACCUCCUUGGAAGAAAAGAAGUUUGGCCAUUGGAUAAAAUACUUCCGUUUGAAAGCAUCCUUAUAUGCUGCCUAUGCUCACAAUUAUGCGGGACAGAAUAUGCUAAAUCAAGACAAAUGUGGGGAAGCCAUCCGGUCACUGCAGGAAGCUAAGAAGAAAUAUGAGGAGGCUGGUGAACUAUGCAAAGAAUAUGCCCGCACAAAGGGACCAGGGACACAGGCAAAACCAGAGACUCAUGAAUUCUUCCGUCGGUUGGCACCAAUAGUUGCUCGCACCCUAGAGAAGUGUGAACGAGAAAAUGGGAUGAUUUACCAUCAAAAGGUUCCAUAUGACCCUCCUGAGUUGGAAAUGAAAGCAACUUAUGGUUUAGUGUCACCAGAUGAUUACACCCUUCCUCCUGCUGCCCCAUUGUGGACAGCAGUCACCUAUAGUGCAUUUGACUUAACAAAGAACCUUUCUGAGGAUCCAAGUGCUAAUCCAAAAGCAGCUGAAAAAGUUGAGGGUGACUUGCCACCAGUGAAGGAAGCCAACAUACACCAAAAAUCAAAGGAUCACAAGAACAACAGUGGAUGCUCUGUCAUGUAACCUGGUAACAUCAUCCAGCAAGUUUAUAGAUUUCAGGUAAAUGGGAGCAAAGAAGGAUGGUGAGUUGAUGUUUAUGUUACUGAAAGAAUUCUUGAGUCUUCAAAGCAAGCAUUUUAAUUUUUCCCAUGUUGGGCACUUCAUGCUUUGAUUCAGGACAAUCAGUAGAGAACAGAAACAUAAAUACUUAGAUGAUUUAUGUUUGUAAAUCUUGACAUGGAGAAGCAUGUGAAUGUACAAAAAAAAAACUAAAAA